This is a messenger RNA of Parnassius apollo (apollo), 393 nucleotides long. The record is from the annotation of a GenBank genome assembly. Lineage: Eukaryota; Metazoa; Arthropoda; Insecta; Lepidoptera; Papilionidae.
AUGACCGAACCACGAUCACCUAGCAACCCUCCCCAUCCAUCUUCCCCCCAGAAGGCUUGGUGUCGGCUGGGUCUUCUCGGACUCAGCAAGCGGCACCCGCCGCUGGUGGAGCACGUCGCAUGCGUUGGUCACAAACAAUCAACGCAAACGCACUGCGGGCGUACUUUAGGGCAAAAAGGGGAAGAAACCGGAUGUUUGGCAUAUCGGGCUCGGAUGCAUCGCUUUUUUGCAGAGCUGGAGCCAUCUCUAUCCGUCACUGAGCAAAACCUGGCAGACCGGGUUCGGUACAUCCUGCGCUCCAACAUAUUUGGUGACGCCGAACUCGAACAACUACGACGUGAGGCUGUUCCCUCAUCGGAUGGAAAUGCUACGGCUGGGAAUGCGGCGCACUAA